Dreissena polymorpha is the source of this 887-nucleotide messenger RNA. RefSeq lists its product as uncharacterized. The transcript has 3 exons. The record is from RefSeq and is a predicted model, not a curated record. Gene Ontology annotation, biological process: regulation of synaptic transmission, cholinergic; sleep; positive regulation of voltage-gated potassium channel activity. Lineage: Eukaryota; Metazoa; Mollusca; Bivalvia; Myida; Dreissenidae. Bases 108 to 512 code for a protein of 134 amino acids.
CUUGCCCACUCAAAAUGCCCAUUAUAAAACCCGGUGUUUGAGCUCCACGUCGACAUAAGCUUGCUUUGGUAAAGAAUCUCCUGAAGCGAAAAUAAUUUUAUUGAAACAUGAUGAAUGCGAAGAUUAUCGCUGUGUUGUUUGCAUGUUGCGUUCUGGCGAUUUUGGCUGGAUCAGCUGAUGCUGUCAAGUGUUAUGUGUGCAACACAGGGGACCCAGGUUGUGACGAUUCGUUUGAUUCUAACAAAAUGACAGCUGCAAAUAUGAAAAGCGGUUGUACGGCAUGCUCAAAAUCAAAGGGCAAAAUCCUUGGAAUUCAGGCCACAUCCAGAGAUUGCUCCCUAACAGCAGCGCCUUUUGACGGCUGUAAAUCACAGUCCGAGGCUGGCUUGAGUGGAACGGCCUGCUUCUGCAAGUCCGACCUCUGCAACUCGUCGGAUCGCGUGUCCAUUGCAACAACAUUGCUUGCACUUCCGGCACUGGCAUACAUCGCUUUCCGAUUGAGCAUUUUGUAAUAUAAACUGUAUUAUUGUAUUGUUCGUUUAAAGCAUACAAUUAUACAUGAUGUGUCCCUUACCUUGUCAUCAAGCAAAAAAAGCUAUAUUUUAUGUAUAUUGCUAAAAUGAGUAGUGUUUGUUUUUAACGACGGAUGUUUUACAUAUCACCUAAAUGUUACAUAAUUGCAUUUCAAUAACACUGCUAUAUGUAUCAUGUGAGCAUUUUAUACAAGGAAAUUAUUAUAAGUGUUUUAUGUAUUCUUAUAUCUAUGAUGCAUUAUUGUGAUCAAUGUUGUAACUAACGAUGUUCUCCAUAAAGACAGAAGACACAUUCAUUGAGUUUAACGUUUAAAGCAUGUUGUAUAAUGCACCAAAAUAAAACAUUGAAAUACA